Molecule: messenger RNA, 471 nt
Organism: Rhinocladiella mackenziei CBS 650.93
Lineage: Eukaryota; Fungi; Ascomycota; Eurotiomycetes; Chaetothyriales; Herpotrichiellaceae
Exons: 2
Coding region: 1-471 (156 amino acids)
Source: RefSeq, a predicted model, not a curated record
AUGCUUUGCUCGGGAUUGAAGAAGGAUGGCACUUUUGCGGAGUACGCGAUUGUACCGUCGAGGGACAUGAUUCGACUUCCCGAGGGUGUUCUCGAUCAACUGAUAGCACCAAUACCGUCCCGCCGGGUUACGGCAUAUAAAGCCAUCAAAGUCAGUGAAGCAGCCCCCGGCCAACGGAUAGCCACCCCUAAAGGGGGAGGAGGGGCCAUGGGAUACCGAGUGACGGCCAUUGAUGUUGGAGAGACCAAAAAGGGGCAUUGCCUUCAGUUGGGCGCUGAGGCAUAUUUCGAUGCAAAGAAAGAUCGACGAAGUUGCGGUGCGAGCCUUGACAGGAGAUGGGGCAGCAACGGUUCUGGUGAAGGCGAACUCCAGCAAUGCCUACCAGUCUACCUUGGGACUGUCGAGAUGGUGAGCCUGGACGAUCUGAGUGACACUGCGAAGAAUCUUGGAAAGGUUGGAAGCCAGAGUUGA